Molecule: messenger RNA, 1947 nt
Organism: Fraxinus pennsylvanica
Lineage: Eukaryota; Viridiplantae; Streptophyta; Magnoliopsida; Lamiales; Oleaceae
Source: the annotation of a GenBank genome assembly
AUGUCGGAGGACGAAGAACUGCCUGAUCUAGGAGGAGGCGCUACCCCCAAUAGCAACUCGACGGUCGUAAGCAUCGGUGGAGGAGAUCAGAACUAUGUAUCGCCAGGCCCAGAUCAAGUUCUGGAAAACGUCCUCGAGAACGUUCUGUGUUUCUUGACCUCUCGGCGUGAUCGCAACGCUGCGUCCCUUGUGUGCAAAUCGUGGUACCGUGCGGAGGCCCUCACUAGAUCCGAGCUGUUUAUCGGAAACUGUUACUCGGUGUCACCUCGCAGAGUCACGAACCGAUUCAGGCUAAUCAAAGCGAUUGCAAUCAAAGGGAAGCCCAGAUUCUCGGACUUCAGCUUGUUGCCACCGGACUGGGGUGCGCACUUCGCUCCCUGGUUGAGGGCUAUGGCGAUUUCGUAUCGUGCGCUUGAGAAGCUGUACUUGAAGCGUAUGUGUGUAAGGGAUGAGGAUCUGGCGAUUGCAGCUCACUCUUUCCCGAUUUUGAAAGAGCUCGUUUUGGUUUGUUGUGAAGGUUUUGGAACUGAUGGACUUGCUAUUGUUGCCCGUGAAUGCAGGCAAAUUAGGGUGCUUGAACUGAUGGACUCUGUCAUUAGAGACAAUGAAGUGGAUUGGAUUUCAUGUUUUCCUGAGGACGUAACCUGUCUUGAAUCUUUGAUUUUUGACUGUGUGGAGGCCCCUAUAAACUUUGAGGUAUUGGAGCGGCUGGUGGCAAGGUCACCUUCCUUGAAGAAACUUAUGUUAAAUAGCUAUAUAUCCAUAACACAGCUUUACCGCUUGAUGAUUCGAGCUCCACAGCUCACCCAUCUGGGAACAGGUUCCUUUAGUCCAUUAGAGAUUGUUGCUCAGGGUGAACAUGAACCAGAUUACUUUUCCGCAUUUGCUGCUUGCAAAUCGCUGAUUUGUCUGUCUGGGUUCAAGGAAAUUAUUCCAGAAUAUCUAUCUGCAAUAUAUCCAGUCUGUGGUAACCUUACAUCCCUUAAUCUGAGCUAUGCAAACAUCAGUGCAGAACAAUUGAAACCAGUAAUUCGUCAGUGCCAUAAACUCCAGACAUUUUGGGCACUUGAUUCAGUAAGUGAUGAAGGACUUCAAGCAGUUUCUGCAGCAUGCAAGGACCUACGAGAGCUUCGGGUUUUCCCUGUUGAGGCUUUAGAAGAUGCUGAGGGCCCUGUAUCUGAAGUUGGUCUGCUUGCAAUUUCCGAGGGUUGUAGGAAACUGCAGUCUAUUUUAUAUUUUUGUCAUAGAAUGACCAAUGCUGCAGUUGUUGCCAUGUCAAAGAAUUGCCCAGAUCUUGUGGUGUUCCGUCUCUGUAUAAUGGGACGGCAUAUGCCUGACCAUGUAACUGGUGAGCCAAUGGACGAAGGCUUUGGAGCCAUUGUUAAGAACUGCAAGAAGCUUACCCGACUUGCUGUAUCUGGUCUAUUGACUGAUAGAGUUUUCAAUUACAUUGGACAGUAUGGAAAGUUACUGCGAACAUUGUCAGUUGCUUUUGCUGGGAACACUGACUUGGGUCUCAAGUAUUUACUGGAGGGCUGCCCUAAGUUGCAGAAGCUUGAGAUCAGGGAUAGUCCCUUUGGAGAUUCAGCUUUGUUUGCUGGUUUGCACCAUUAUUACAACAUGAGAUUCCUGUGGUUGUCGGCUUGUAAAGUAACCCGUCAAGGCUGCAAGGAGGUUGCACGCCAAUUGCCUGGUUUGGUAGUAGAAGUGAUUGCUUGGAAUGAGGAGGAGAAUGGCACAAGUGAAGAUGUUGAUACUUUGUACCUGUAUCGCUCUCUUGACGGGCCGAGAGCUGACGCACCAAGGUUGAUGGUGAGGCCUUCUUUAAUAAUGUUGGGGAAGGCAUUGUUCAACUACAGAGCAGGAUUUCCUUUGGCUGCUCUCAAGAUUUCACCCAGCUCGUGUGGGUUCCAUGCAUUAGCGGUUGAGCCUUCCCCAGCUGCCUAG